This is a messenger RNA of Tetrahymena thermophila SB210, 1095 nucleotides long. RefSeq lists its product as hypothetical. The record is from RefSeq and is a predicted model, not a curated record. The transcript has 6 exons. NCBI's taxonomy places the organism in Eukaryota, Ciliophora, Oligohymenophorea, Hymenostomatida, Tetrahymenidae.
AUGAAGAAUAUAUUAUAUUCAAACAUUCAAUAGUAGCCAGCAUAUAAUGAUAUAGUCAAGAAAAAUUAAAGAGAAUCUAAAUUAAAAGAUAUGUUGAAGAGUAGUCCCAUAUCAAACUAAAAUUAAAAAGUAUCCUCAAGAUCUUCAACUCCUUCAAAAAGAAAUAAUUUAUCAAGCACAGGAUUCCAUUAAUAAUCAGGGAGUAAAUAAAACUUAAAAAACAAUAACAAUGAAAGCAGCUAAGAUCCUAUUUCUUAUUAUAAGAAGUAAACUAAAAUGUUAAAAGAUUAACUCAAAGAUAAAGAAAACUAAAUAAAUUAAUUGAAAGCAGAUAAUGAUCAUUUACGCACAUUAAACACAGAAUAUGUCAAAUCAAUUAAUGAUGUAAUUCACAAAAAAGUAGAAAGCAUGGAACAUAUUGUCAUUGAUAAAGCUCUCUUUGAAGGCCCUACUUUUAAAUCAGACACCAAAAAGGUGAUUUAAAAGUUAGAAUAAAAUUUAGAAAAAGUAGAAGCACAGUUAAAAUCCUUCAUUAAGCACUGUAGAAUUAUGGAAGCUGAUAUUGAAGUUUAUAAAAAGAAAAUAAUAGAUGCAGAUUACAUUUUGUAAGGCUUAAAGAAAACUGGUGAAUUUUCAAUAGACAAUCUUGUCUAUAGGUUAAAGUAUAACGAUGAUAGAAUUUAAGAGCUGGAAGCAGAAAACAGACAACUUUAGUAUGAAAAUUGUUUGAAUGUUGAGAAACUAAGAAACUUUGAUCUAAAAUAUGGAGAUAUAGAAAUGAAUUAUGAAGAUUGCAAGUAGGAUUACCAAGACCUCAUUAUAAAACACAAUAGAUUAAUAAGUGAAAGCGAAGCUAGAAAAAAUAGUGAUUAAAGAACUAUUUAUGAACUAAAGUGCAAGAAUGAUAUCUUUGAGCAUGAAUUGAGAACCUUUUAAAGUACUAUUGAAUCUUAAGUUUAAGAAAAAAUAGAAUCAACAAUAAAAGCAACUGAGUAAUCAAUAAAAAAUGAAACUUUAAGAAGUACAUUUAUGAGCUCUAAAAGAGGUUCUGCUGGAGGCCAUGGAGGGUUUAGUGUAUAAUUCAAAUAGUUUUGA